Molecule: messenger RNA, 8886 nt
Organism: Loxodonta africana (African savanna elephant)
Lineage: Eukaryota; Metazoa; Chordata; Mammalia; Proboscidea; Elephantidae
Gene: RPE
Product: ribulose-5-phosphate-3-epimerase
Exons: 7
Coding region: 77-691 (204 amino acids)
Biological process (GO): pentose-phosphate shunt; pentose-phosphate shunt, non-oxidative branch; carbohydrate metabolic process
Cellular component (GO): cytosol
Molecular function (GO): D-ribulose-phosphate 3-epimerase activity; metal ion binding
Source: RefSeq, a predicted model, not a curated record
UGCGAGGCCAAUCGGGGCGACGCCUAGGUCUUGCCGGAGCACUCGUAGGGUAACUUCGCUCUUAAGAACGAGCACCAUGGCGUCUGGCUGCAAGAUUGGCCCGUCCAUCCUCAACAGCGACCUGGCCAACUUAGGGGCUGAGUGCCUCCGAAUGCUGGACUCCGGGGCCGAUUAUCUGCACCUGGAUGCACCCUGCUCUUCAGGGAGGCAUUUUGUUCCCAACAUCACCUUUGGUCAUCCUGUGGUAGAAAGCCUCCGAAAGCAGCUAGGCCAGGACCCUUUCUUUGACAUGCACAUGAUGGUGUCCAGGCCGGAACAGUGGGUAAAGCCAAUGGCUGUAGCAGGGGCCAAUCAAUACACCUUUCAUCUUGAGGCUACUGAGAACCCAGGGGCUUUGAUUAAAGACAUUCGGGAGAAUGGGAUGAAGGUUGGUCUCGCCAUCAAACCAGGAACUACAGUUGAGUAUUUGGCACCAUGGGCUAAUCAGAUAGAUAUGGCCUUGGUUAUGACAGUGGAACCUGGAUUUGGAGGGCAGAAAUUCAUGGAAGACAUGAUGCCAAAGGUUCACUGGUUGAGGACCCAGUUCCCGUCUUUGGACAUAGAGGUCGAUGGUGGAGUAGGUCCUGAUACUGUCCAUAAGUGUGCAGAGAAGACUUCACCAUGGAAAGUUGUGCCUGACUUUUCAGUCUGAUCAUUUUUUUCAUCCUGGCAUAUUAAGGCUGCUGUGUCUUCAUCCUUCAGCGGAAAAGCCCUUCGUUCCCACCACAAAGACUGAAAGGGAAAACAUUUCAGUUAAGUUUCUACUAUUUGUUUUAUUUAAAUUUACUUAUCAAGUCAUCUGUAAAUGUUAGUCUUAUAAUAACUAUUGUUCUGUUCUUUUACUGCAUAAAUGUACAAAUGCAUGGAUCUAAAUAGCAACUCAAAAUGGGAUGUACAGGGAAUAGUUUAGCAACCUUUGGGAGUUAUUUUUUAUCUCAGCCUCUGCCAAGAGGAUCCGCUGCCAUGGGGCACUGGUCUUCAUUUUCAGCCUAUAAGCGCUGUGGGAAAGCCCCAUAAAAGUAUUUUUAAGUUUGAUCUUCUGUUCCUACUUCAGUAUCUCCAUUUCUAUCCCGGACACCUACUGACAUUUCCUUCCCUAAACUUUCGCCAGCUUGCCUAUCAAUUUCUGUAGUCUCCACUCUCUCCAUUCUAGACAUGGUUCUUCUCUUCCAUCAGCUAAUUAUGAAAAGUACAUGACUUUAGGAAUGCAGUGUUAGAAAACACUCCGUGAGGUUAGAACUGGAUCUAGGGGGAGGCAUGUAAAAAUCUUAUGAGGAAGAGGAGAAAAAGCAGCUAACAUUUACUAUGAUUCUGUUUAUCAUAUUUGUUUCAUAAGUAAACUUUCACAGAAUCCCCAUUCCGUAAUAAUUAGGUGAGUAGGUGGAAGUUUGUGUGGGCACCUUACAUAGGGAGACAGUGUUUGUAGUUACUGGUGGAACUAUAACGCAGGACUGUACAUCCUGAUGCUAACCCAGCAUUCUGUACCAGAUUGUCUUACUGAAUUUAUGUAACGAUGCAUCCUUAAUUUUCAAUAAGCAAUUUCUAGAACAAGUUAAAAAAAAAAGUUAAAAGGUAAGUAAGUGGUUUAACUAGUUAUGUACUUACCUUGGCUUCUUGACUUUCAUUUAAUGAAGGGGAGCCAAGUGCACAGGGAUCAUGACUUUCUGAAGGAAUCUCAGGAGAACUCUGAGCAGCACAGUGCUGCCCACUACUGAAGUCAGUGGUGUAUUCUUUCCAAAGCAAGUCCUGUCCUUCAGCAUUUUUACUGAAAGCUCUAACAAAAUCAAGAAAAUAGGCAUCUGUUAUUUCUUGAAAUCAAGAAAAUAGGCAUCUGUUAUUUCUUGAGGACUUAAGAUUUUAUGAACCCAAGUCAAGUUCACUUGGUAGCCUUUCUUCCUUUAGCAGCUCUGCCCAAAAUAUUUUUAAAAAUUCAUAUGCUGAUCUUCCUAAUGCUAUUAUUUUCAUAUCUCAAAAGCUUAAAUAUUACUUUAUGAAAUCCUCUGCCAAAUUAUGAUAGUGGUUUGUUUUGUUUUUUGUUUGUUUUCAUCUGUUUUUUAGGAAGACAAGAAAGGGCAAUUACUUGACCCUUAGAGUCUUUGAGUUCUCAUGAUGUUCUCUGAUCACUGUAAUGUCACCCAUGAGGACUCAGUUCACAUUUUCCUCUGUACUUCUGGAAAGUUGUAUCUCUGGAAUGUGGGGAAAGAUGAAAAUUGAAUCUUGUGUGUUAAUUAAGGUAACUUUUAGAAUAAUGGAUCUAUACAGCAAAUCUGGAUAUCCAGAUACCGAAACAGAGAAAUGUGUCUUAAUGAUACUUAUUAUUUAAGAGAUUCCCCUUACCUUAAGUGACUACCAGACUGCACAUGAUUUUGCAUUUUUAGGUUUGGUUAUAUUAAAGAUAAUCAAAUAUAAAUAUAAACCCACUCUUUUUUUGGAGUGGGUUUAUCUCUGUCUUUCUCAAAAUUGUCAUUUCAGGGAUUCUUUCAAAUAUAUAAUUAUUAACUGUGUCUUUAUGAUUUAUUCUCCCUUCCCUCAAUCUAUUUGUGUUUCUCAAGGUAUUUUAGGCUGUUUACUUUUUAGAUUGGGCAAGUUUCUCGAGAAAAAAAAAUUUAAUAAAAACAUCUUUGAAGUAUUUAUGUUAAAACAGAUUACCCUCUACUAUUCCUGGGGCUGACAGUGAACGUAAGAAAUAGAUUGAAAUAAAAUACAGAAAUUCAUUUCAUCAUUAUGUAAUUAGACUGGAUAUAUUUUUAAUAUAAGUUCAGUCUAUGCAUUGUUUCACCUCCAGUGCACAAGUAGCUGAUAUUUUGCAUGAUUAUGUUUUCCCCCUUUUUAGUGGCCUCCCUCAGAAUUCAUGCAGAAUAUUUAUCACUCUGUAUGGAUACCACGGUUUUGGGUUUCAGUUUUUUAACACCUGCCUGCUGUUUCUCCUCUGCCACUUGCUUUGCUCCCACAGUGACCACCUGGCCUGCUCUCUCUCUUCAUAUGUUCUGUGUCUUAGGGAGAAGACUUCGUCGGAAAGAUCUUCUAUCUGGAAUUAGAAAUAAAAAUUGACUGUUGCUUUUAUUAGAAACAUUGUAAGAAAUGAGAUUAGUUUAUAAAUAGUUCCUUAUUAACAGAACGUUAGAAAACUUUAAAAUACAUGUAAUCUUUCUAAGCUGAGGGAAAAAAUGGUAGUUACAAGAUUGUGUCCAACUUCUGAAAAGAGGAAGUUGAAAAUUUCUAAAAACUUUUUACUUUUGGGCUAUAUUUGAAGAUUUACCUAGAUUACAAAUAGGUUCACUGUGCCACAGCUUGCUUAAAGUACUAUUCUCGAUGCUUUGUUCAUUCAGCAGUUUUUACUCAUUGCCCGUUAUGGACCACACACUAUUAACAUCAAAAGAAAGUAUAACUGGUAACUGUGACUGUGAAAGAUAAAUCAGAAUUUAAUGAAUGAUUUAGCUGUCCUAACCUGGACAACUGCUUUGAUUAUCGUGUUUAGGAAUUUGGAUUUUUUGACAGGGGUUAUUCUGAAACAGACAUGAAUAGGGUGGCAUUAAAAGGUAAAUUUUGGAGGCUGACAAAACGUAACCAUAGGGUAUAUUUUGUUUAUAGAAAGAUUGUUACCUGACAGAAUCAAAGAGUCUUCUACAUAAUGCUGCUUCUAGAACCUAUCACUUUGGCAUUUGUUUAGGUAUACAGUGUUUUUCCCUCCAUUGUUCUUGCCUUAAUGUAAGUUUUACCCAUACAGUCUAAAAUCCCUUACCUGCAAUUCCAAAAUUCAAAAAUCUGAAAAAAACAAGUUUUUUAAAAUUCAUUUGGUGACAUACACUGACCUGAAAUGAGGCGAGGCUAUUUUUAGUCUUACCAUGCUGUAACUAUUUCUCACUAUAGAAACAUUAAUGUUUGAUUACGGCAAUGAGAUACCCUAUGAGUGUUAGAUGACAUAUGCACCACAUUAAUUUUCUAAAGUCCAGAAAAUUUCAAAUUCAAAAACAAUAUGCAUCAAGAUUUUGAAUAUGACAUUGUAGACCUGAAUACUAAUUAAGACAGACUCAGAAGAAAAUACAACUGAGAAUGAAUAUUGACGUUCACAUAAAUUCAGUGUCUCAACAGCUUACAUAAAACAAAUGGUUUAUUUUGCUUUUCCUUAUUCUUCCCAUAUAUUUAUACAUUAUCAUCUUAGCAGUCAAAUUUGCACAAAAGCAUUACUUUUCUUGUGAAACUAAUAUCCUUUUUGGAGAGCUUUCUUUUCAUAAGUGAAAAAAAUCUGUAGAUGUUAAGGAUCUCAUAAUUCCCUUGUGCUCAUUCAGUCUCAAAUUAGCAGGUGUCAUUAAUGUGUAAUUAUCCAAUUAACUGGAAGGCAACUUACCUCUUCUUCACCUAAAGUGUAAUCAUCCAAAGGCUGAAGAACAACCAUCCUCCAGCUGUUGAAAACAGAAACCAAUUUCAAAUAGCUUUAUUAAUCUGUGUAAAUUUAGCAGUUCUCUAAGCACAGCUAAAUGCAGUAGUGUUUUCUUGGGACUUCUAUAAUUCAAAUGGUUGUCUUUAAAAAAAAAAAAAAUACAGUUCUUUUUAAAAGAAAAAGUUAUGAGAAAUGCACAAGGAGAAGAGGAGGCUUUCUUUUUGGCCUUACAAUCAACAGGCUCUUCUGCACAUAUGCAUUUUAUAUCUACUAGACUAAUUUUGAAUUAAGUAGUAGAAUGCUGGUAAACUGCCUCAGCAAAAAAAAAAAAAAAAAAAAAAGGCCCUGAUUUGUAGCAUUUGCCAAUUUAUUUGGUGUAAAAACUCUCACUAUGGCCUUUUUCAGACUACCAACAGUUUAACAUCUGGCUCACAGAAUUCCUCUCUAUGUAACAGUCAGCCCUGCUAUGAGCCAGUUCCAGCAUACCAAACAGUGUUGCUACAGAACAUCACAACCACAAAUGUUAUUCCUUAUUUAUGCAGACUACAUCAACAGAUUAUCUUUAGGAGCUCUCAUAAUAUUGCAUAGAGUAUUAAGAGUUCUCUUAAUACCUCAUAAAGUUAUGAAAUUAGCUAGAAAAGAGAUGGGUAAGAAAGAAUUACUGCAGUUGUCUCCCAGCUCAUGUCUCUGCUUCCAACCUCUUCUGUCUCUUACUUCAUAGUGCCAGAUUCAUAUUCUGAAACUACCUUCACCAUUGCUAAAAAAAAAUUGACUAGCUUCACUGCUGAUAGGGAGCAGAUUUGUGUAUGAUAUUCAAGGACCUCCACAGUCUGGUUCUAAUGUUUCCAGCCUUUCCUCUUUUUAUUACUAUUCACAAAACCUCAAUCUCUGGCUGAGCCUCGUGCAUGUGUCUCUAUGCCUUGUUCUAGUCCACUUCCUAUGUGCGUACCCUCCUACCUUCCAGACUUUCCUACUCUGGUCCUUACUGAUCUCCUUUGAACUCAUCUUCCUAUUUAAUGUGUUUAUUGCUGACUUGGCAAGACAUCGAAAUGUUUGUGUUAUACUGUAAAUACCUCAUGCAAAAGUAGUAGCUUUCUUUGAAUUCUUUUUGCAACCAUGCACAAACCUCCGUCUUUAAGGGCAAGGAUUGUUUGUUGCCAUAGUUAUUUACAUCCGUAAAUUCACUUUUAGUAUCAUAUACAUAAUAAAACCAACCAAACCUGUUGCCUUUCAGUCAACUCCAACUCAUAGUGACCCUGUAGAACAGAGUAGAACUGCCCCAUAGGGUUUCCAAGAAGUGGCUUGUGGAUUCAGUCUGCCAACCUUUUUGGUUAGCAGCUAAGCUCUUAACCACUGAGCCAUACAUACAAUAGAUACCUAAAUAUCAUAGAGUGAAAAAAAACUAGGAGCGUUAAAGUCAGUCUAUGAAUUCCUAAUUCUUAAUGAGAACUGAGAUGUGAAGUUGUGAUACCGUGUGGCACUAUUUCUUCACCAUUAAUAAUGUAAAGGUUUUUUUUUUUCCACCAUUUUUGGUCCGUGGUUAUUUAUACAAGUGGGAGAGGAAAGAGGGGCAUCCUCUUUUAUUACAAACUAAAAUUCUAACAUCACUCUGAAAUUUUAAGGAAGGAAGGAAGACAACAGAUGUAAGUAUACAUACCUUGGAGUAAGUAUUUCCUUAUAUUGGAGUUUCUCCAACUUAGCUGGGGCGACUAAUGACAUGGGAAUUACAAUGUUAUCUAUGUCAUAAGAGCUCUCACUUCUCAGUCUCCGUCUUGCAGUAUUCUGCAAAACAGGAUUGCAGUCGUUCUAGAGAGUAGCUUGUAUAGUUACCUGUGAUGAUACUCUCCUUUCAUGAGUUAUGUAUGUAAAGACAGUUUUGUAAAUAUACUGUUAAUACAAAUCUGGCUAUAACAUAUUAAGAGAAACAAGAAAGCAUACCUGUCUUCAAUAAACCAAAAGAAUCUCUUUUGAUAGGUAUGUAAUGUAUACUUGUGGGUGUACACACACACAGGCCUGUUUUCAAGACUAUAAAAAAAUGCAAAUACCUUAAGAUUCUAUCAAAAAAAAGGUUAACAUAAAGCACCCUAACUGCCAAUAAAAUGGUCAUUUAACAAAUUCACUUUUUAUUAGGAAAGGCCGUGAAGUAUGUUUUAGUGAGUCAUUUAGGAAAGACUACUGUCUUCAUUUAUGUGUUCCUCGUCCCUGAAUUUCAUUCUGUCCUUCCUAAACACUCCUACCUUUCAACCACUCUACUCCCUGGCCAGAUGACAGAAAAAACAGAAGGAGACAAGUUUGAAUUCUUUUUAAUCAGCUGGUUUUAAAGUUCAACAUACAAAAAAAAAUUUUAUAGCUCAACAUACAGAAAAAAACCUACUUGUGAUGAUGAAGUCUGGGUUCUUGAUAUAACGUUGACAUUAGUAACAGCAGUAAAAUUACUAUGGGAUCCUGGUUCUGUGCGUUGAAAAGCAAAUUCUUCAAAUCUACUUCUUUCUCCUACCAUGGAAAGAACCAUUGAGAAUGUCAUACAUUAAAUGUGACUGAUAGGUUUCAUUCGACGGCACUGGGUUUGUUUGGGAUGGGUUUCAUUAGAAUUUUCCUAAUUUAGGUGACAAGUGAUUCAUUUUUUUUUAAUUAAUAUAUCAGAAAAAAAUUAAGGAAAUAAGAACUUCACUCAUGGUCCCAUCAUAAUUAUCUGAUACUCUUUCUUAUCCUCUCAUUUUUUUUUUUUUCUUUUCAUUAUCUUUGACUUUCUCUUCUACCUUCUGGAGAUUUCUGACCAUUUUAUUGAUUUUUUUUUACUGGUAGAGCACUAUUUGCUGAAAGUUCUUAUUCUCUGGUGUCCAUUUUUAUAGCAUUCUGUUUUUGUUUCAUGGAUUAAAUUUUUCUUACUGAAGAUACUGAUUAAAAGUUUACUUCUAUUCUCUAUUAUCUCCUUCAACUCCCCUCCCCCUCCCUUUUUAUUAUUUUGGUCCCUUUUUGUGUGUAUAUUUAUAUAGUAUUCACUUAUUGCCCUUAUUUUACUUUAGUACGGACCUUAAAAAUACCUUCCUAUAUAGUGUAAAUAACAUUAUUACAUACAUAAUACCCAGUCCGUAUUCACAUUUUUCCUAUUUAAAAAAAGUCCUUUUAAUGGCUAGUUUGUUCAAAUCAGGACCUACACAUUGAAACUUGUUAUUGUCUGAAUUUCUUAUAAUCUAGAAUAGUCCUCUUUCAUGACAGCAACUCAUUAAAGCAACUGAUCAGAUGUCCUGCCCUUUGGGAGUUGCCCAGUUAAUUCCUUAUAGUAUGCCAUUUCACUUGUUCUUCUAUCCCUGUGUUUCCGUCAAACUGGAAGUCAGAUCUAAAGUCUCAAUUUAAGUGAAACACUAUAUCUUAAAAAAUAGGUGAUGUAUAUUUCAUAAUACAUCUUAUUAGGAGACACAGAUACUUUAAAAAGUAUGGAAACCUCUGGACAUUGGUGGGACUUUAAUUUUGUAAGUGAUUAGUACUGAUUAUCAAGUAUGACUUGAUCUGUUGUGGGAUUUCUAGAGAGAAUAGAGAUAAAUGUGUUCAUAUCACUAUACAACUACAGUCUAGUACAUCUUGGGCAUAAUAUUUUCUAAUAUAUAUUUGAUAUUACAUCUGGAGAAUACCUGAGUAAUGUAUAUAGUGUUAGAUCUACUGAACAAGAACCAAAACAUAUAAUUUGCUAUUUAAUAUUAUAUCUUGCCAGUUUUUUUUUUUUUAUAUCAUUGUUUGCAGUAGUUAUGGCAAUUGUCCUUCCCAAAUCUCCACAACAAACCCCACUUAUGAGUCUAGAAUACAACCAUGGAGGCUGAAUCCUAUCCAGAAGGAUAGCUAGCAAAAGAUAACUCUGGUCAGGGAACACAGGAAGGAAAUACUUAAUUGCCAUGAUUUUUAGCACUAAUGAGCAUAUUCUCUUUUUAACCUACCUAAUGCCGUUUCACUCAAGUGUCUUUUCUUUCUUCCCUGUAACAGUUGUGCAGAAGAUUCUGACUUUAUUUGAGGCUUACAUGUAGGUGAAUAUCCAUUUCUCCAUUGAUGCAGAGAAGUACUACAUACUUAAAUAAAAAGAAAUACGAAGUUUUAGUUCCUUAACACAAAUAGAUGAUGAACAUGUUAAUCUGUUUUACUUAUUACAUUGCCAAAUUUUAAGAUACCAGUUCAACAUGACAUAUACUGAAAUAAAUGCUUAAGCACUACAACGGGAAACUUAAUUCAGCCAGGAUAGGAUUCCUUAAAAACAUCCUCAGGAAGUUUGUAACUCUUCCUAUAUUUAUUAUUUGAAGGAGAUGUAAAGAGGUGGUGAUCUGUUCUCAAAGUCUUCCAAAUUAUCAAACUUUAUAUAGAGUUAGAAUUGGUUGAGAUCUGUUAAUUUUGGCUAAACACAAUCUGAAUCCUUAAGUUAACUCCUGCUUACCCUUAAAUAUGGAAAUAAUUCAGGACAAAGUAAGAUUCUACAGGGU